UAUACGUGGCGUCGUAGAGUGCGAACUUCAAGUCGGCAGGAUCCGACAUGACAAAGGAUUGGAUACGGGGAUAAUUGUGUAGUUUGCAGUUCGUACAAGUGUAGCAGCGCGUCUUGUUCUCAUGGGAUGCGGCGUCUCGGCCCGUCAUAAGUCCGUCCUCCGCGGACUCGACGCGGCAUCCGUGCUGCUGCGGUGUUGCUGCUCCGACUCCCCGGCCACUUUCGGAGGAGGUGCAGCCUGAUCGUUUACCUGUUGGCAUGGACCCCAAUGGACCGUCAAGCACUCCAGGGCUGCCUUCGCCUGGCGAGCUGAUUGCGCAACAGCGGCAAGAUGCCAUCCAGGCAGCGGGGCAGCCUGCAUCCGACGGUGGGCUCCUCUCCCAGCUCACCAGCAAUCCUUUCUUCACCGCGGGGUUUGGUCUCGCCGGUCUCGGGGCAGCACUGGGCCUUGCGCAAAAAGGUGCCCGUCAUGGCGCCGCUCUUCUCCGGCGGCGCAUGCUCGUGGACGUUGAGAUCAGCAUCAAAGACGAUUCCUACCCGUGGUUCCUUCACUGGAUGACGCUAUACCAACAGUCGCAGGUCAAUGCGGCCCGGUCCGCCAGCAGGUCUGGCUUCAUGGAGUCCGUGCUGCAGCGACUGACCCCCGGAAUGCGCCAUCUCUCCAUCCAAACGCAAAAAGUCGAGCACACCAACGGCGCGAUUCAUACACACUUUGCACUGGUUCCGGGUCCAGGGAGACAUGUUCUGCGAUAUAAGAAUGCCUUCAUCUUUGUCAAUCGAAUGCGGGAAUCUAAGUCGCAGGACCUUCACACGGGCCGCCCGUGGGAGACGAUCACACUGACCACAUUGUAUUCGCACCGUCACGUCUUCGAGGAACUGUUUACAGAGGCGCAUGCGCACGCGGCAAAGUCUCACGAAGGCAAAACCUCAAUCUAUAACAGCUGGGGCACAGAAUGGAAGCCGUUUGGAAAGCCACGACGCAAGCGCCCAUUGGACUCUGUCAUCCUCGAUGAGGGCGUCAAGGAGCGGAUUGUGGAAGACGUCAAGGACUUUGCGUCCAGCGGGAAGUGGUAUCACGAUCGGGGCAUUCCCUACCGCCGUGGCUAUCUUCUUUAUGGACCGCCUGGGACGGGCAAAAGUUCGUUCAUUCAGGCCUUGGCGGGCGAAUUGGAUUAUGACAUUGCCAUCUUGAACCUCAGCGAACGGGGGUUGACCGAUGAUCGGCUGAACCACCUUCUGACCAUUGUCCCGAACCGCACACUAGUCUUGCUCGAAGAUGUGGACGCCGCAUUCUCGAACCGCCGAACUCAAACGGACGAAGACGGGUAUCGCGGAGCCAAUGUGACCUUCUCGGGUCUUCUGAAUGCUCUGGACGGUGUUGCAAGCGCCGAGGAGCGGAUUGUCUUCCUCACCACUAACCAUGUUGAACGGCUCGAUGAGGCGCUAGUCCGACCCGGUCGGGUGGACAUGACGGUGCGCCUGGGCGAAGUCACUCGUUAUCAGGUUGGGUGCCUCUGGGAUCGGUUCUACGGAGAACUCGACCCGAGCGGAUCCCACCGACAGAUCUUCCUCAGUCGGCUACAGGAGUUUGGCUUGAUCGAGGACGAAAACGGCUUCAAGGCCGACCGAUCGAAGAACACGAGUGCUGCCGCUCUGCAGGGGCUGUUCUUGUACAACAAGGACAACAUGGAAGGAGCCAUCGCCAUGGCCGAAGGACUUACUUACCGGGUUCAUGACGAGGCUAUGGAGAAUGCGAACAAUUAGACUGUAUGAUAGACGAGUGCCAUGUAUAUUAACUGUGUGACGGCACAUGUACCAUGGGGCCAAUCAAAUCCCAUCCAGCGUAAGGUGAGGUGAUAUCGUCACCUCCAUCCUUCAACC
Aspergillus heteromorphus CBS 117.55 is the source of this 1880-nucleotide messenger RNA. Its product is annotated as bifunctional AAA family ATPase chaperone/translocase BCS1. Lineage: Eukaryota; Fungi; Ascomycota; Eurotiomycetes; Eurotiales; Aspergillaceae. The record is from RefSeq and is a predicted model, not a curated record. The transcript has 2 exons. Bases 258 to 1763 code for a protein of 501 amino acids. Gene Ontology annotation, cellular component: mitochondrial inner membrane. Gene Ontology annotation, molecular function: ATP binding; ATP hydrolysis activity. Gene Ontology annotation, biological process: protein insertion into mitochondrial inner membrane from matrix; mitochondrial respiratory chain complex III assembly.